CGAAUGGUGUGUGUUGAUGUCUUUGUGGUGGAUAGAAACGAUUUUUCACGGUGUAUUAUGUACUAGUACCUGCGCGGGACGAUGGACGUGUGUUGCUGGGAGCAAGUCGUCUAACGCAGUGUUACCUCUCCGGCAUUUCCGUCCUGAACAGCUCAGCAAACAACUGCUCACUUUACUUUGUGUGUUCAUUUUUUUCAGGAGUCAAAGGGACCUUUCAUAGAAGUUGGUCGUAAAUCUGUCAGACAAGAAGAACUAUUGAGGAAACGUCUUCAAGCGAUCGGUUAGAUUCUGCAGACGACAGAGGAUUAACGUUCAAAAUGGCGGCAACAGACGACACAAGGACGCAUCGUCCCAAAACGGGCGCGACUUUUACCGUUUUCAGAACAUUUUGUUUCCUGACAGCGAUGAUGUUCCUAAAUCCUGUAAAUUGCCAACUUUCCGCACAAACUUCCGUGGAGACACUGGAACAGAUGGCAUUGACACUGAACACGUCGUUUGUCACACCUUUGCUAAACACCUUGAAUGGACAGGUAGACUUGAUCUUCGUGUUGGACAGGUCGGCUAGUAUAGGAUGGUACAACGGAGCCUGGGAUUCCAUGCUGCAGUUUGUUGAAAACCUCCUGUACGAGUUCAGUGUUAACUCAGUACACACCAGGGUCUCCAUCAUCACUUACAGCACCACAGUAUCCGUGGAUGUGGACUACCUGAGCGAUGGAUCAGCCUCUAGCAGGUUAACAAAGUGCAAACUCAAUGAUGACAUUGAGAAAAGGCUCAGGAACAAAGCUCUACAUGGUUGGACAGCGACAACUACAGCUCUAGAGAGGGCGAAACAAGUUCUCUUAACAAGUCGACCAGCAGCGAAGAAAGCCAUCUUCCUUCUAACCGACGGUCGCUCAAAUAUUGGACAGCCACCUUCUAUUCCAGCGCGAGAGAUUGCGAAUCUCAGGUGGUCGGGAUGGAACAUGGAUGCACAAGGCCGACAGGUGGAAAUCUUUGCCUUGGGAAUUGAAGAUGCAGUGGAAGCUGAGUUGAGAUCCAUUGCUUAUCCAAGCCAACAGGAUCACUACUUCCUUCUGGACAACUUCCAAGACUUCAGUCUUCUGGCAAGGCUUCUGCAUGGAGACCAACAGGAGGAGUCCUGGUCUGUGACGGACAGGUCCUACUGUGACUUCAACUGUGGCUCUCACUCCACCUGCUCCUGCCCCUCCAAGUCUGGCUAUGCCACAUGUUCCUGUGAGGAGGGAUACGGGGGAGAUGGACACCUGUGCACAGCAUGCCCUGUGGGAACCUACAAAGACACCCUGAGCCCUACGGACUGUACCACCUGUCCAGAGGGGACGACCACCGUGGGUACAGGAGCCACCAGAAGGGACCAUUGUGUCUGUGGGGAUGGGAUGGAGGAAAGGAACGGGACAUGUGCUGCGAGGAGCUGUCCCAUGCUCCCAGCAGUCCAGCAUGCCUCGAUGGUUCAUGUGAACGGCAGGGUUGUUGGAGAUGUGGAUUACAAUGUGGUUGGGAUGCAGCAGUGUAAGAACACACCUGGGAACACCUGUUACAUCACGUGUGAUACCGGCUACAGGGCAUCGGGGGAACACAGUCUGUACUGCAACUCCUCCUUCGUGUGGGAGGGCACUCUUCCAACCUGCAAUGUUGUGACCUGUGGACCAUAUCCCAAUGUGAGUGAUAGCACACUGGUGUACAACCACAGUGCCAGUGGUCCCUACACCUACAACUCUACCCUGGAGAUCAUGUGUGAUGUUGGCAGGACUCCCAUCUUUGACACUUUCAGGACCUGUCUGAAAAAUGGCUUGUGGAGUGGAGCAAGGGCCACCACUUACUGCAAAUCCGUGGAAUGCCCCAACCUAGAGGUCCCUGCCUUUGCGAGUGUGUCUCCUCCAGAAUGUGGCUACAGGAAACAUCCUCAUGGCACUCAGUGCAACGUCAACUGCAGUGAAGGGUUUGAGCUGAGAGGGGGCGCUGCUGUGCAAACCUGUGGAACAGGAGACAGGUGGAGCCACUAUGGCAGCACACUCACCUGCACAGGUGAAUAUUUCAUUUCAGACUCAAAGUGA
Branchiostoma floridae (Florida lancelet) is the source of this 2072-nucleotide messenger RNA. Its product is annotated as sushi, von Willebrand factor type A, EGF and pentraxin domain-containing protein 1-like. The record is from RefSeq and is a predicted model, not a curated record. The transcript is spliced from 6 exons. Bases 318 to 2072 code for a protein of 584 amino acids. Lineage: Eukaryota; Metazoa; Chordata; Leptocardii; Amphioxiformes; Branchiostomatidae.